Molecule: messenger RNA, 471 nt
Organism: Gryllus bimaculatus (two-spotted cricket)
Lineage: Eukaryota; Metazoa; Arthropoda; Insecta; Orthoptera; Gryllidae
Source: the annotation of a GenBank genome assembly
AUGAAAAAUCAACGUUAUUUGGGGAUGUACUUCCUGGACCAGCCUGUGUUAUUUGUGAAGGACAUCUCCAUACUGAAAUCCAUCUUCCACAAGGAUUUCGAAUACUUCUCCGACCGAAGUUUCCACGCGUCGCGCGGGGACAUUUUGAACAAGGAAUCGCUCUUCGCCAGGAAAGGUAAGAACUGGAAGGAUCUUCGCGUUAAGCUCAGUCCCGCCUUCUCUUCGGGCAAGCUGAAGAAAUUCUUCGUGCUACUAGACCAAAAGGCAGCAAAUCUAGUCACCUUCUUAGAACAUGCUGUACGAGAAGGGCGAGUGGUGGAUGCGAAAGAGGCGAGCGGCCGCUUCACCAUGGACGCUGUGUCCACCAUCGGCUUCGGCCUGGAGGGCAGGUCGCUAAUCGACGACAACGACCCGCUGCACCGCCUCCUCAACUCCAUAUUCGUCUUCGGCCGCCUUCUCAACAUCCUGGUG